AUCCCUCCCUAAAUCCUCCAACCAAACACAACAUUAGGGUUUGGCCAGACGAAACGAAGAUGGACGAAGAUGCAAGUUAUUGCGAAUUCGGAAUGGUGGUGGUUUUGAACUGGCCUCCAAUGUUUGAGUUUGAGUACUGGCAAACGAUUAAUCAAGCGUCACUUAUAAGUGAUUUGCGCCUGGCUUGCAAGAAGGGCGAUUUGCAAUUGGUGGAGAGGUUGAUUCGAAGGAACAGGAAAUUGUGUUUGACAGAGAACUGCUCUGGGAAGACAGAUCUCCAUAUUUUUUGCGGUGAAUCGCAAAGUAGGUGUAAUACAUCUGAUUCUCAGAUAUUACAAUGAGCCUGGGGUCACUGCAACAAUAAUGGAGGCUUGUCUUCACGUGGCUGUCAAGCCUAACCAGAUCGACGUUCUUAUCCACCUGUUAAAGUGGGUCACUGGAGAAAGGCCCGACUUACUCCAUGUAUUUGCUUUCAAAGAUUAUAGAGGAAUAACUGUUCUGGAAUUACUCCAGGUAUUUGCUUCCAAAGGUUAUAGAGGAAUAACUAUUCUGGAAUUACUCCAGGAAUUGAAUGGGCUUUUGAUAUGGAACUAUAAAUUCGCCAAUUUGCUCCUGGCUUGCAAGAUGGGGGAUUUGGAAAUGGUGGAGGAGUUGAUUAUAGAGAAUAGGAUAUUGUGUUUUGAGAAGGACGGGUUUGGGAAGACGGCUCUCCAUAUUGCUGCGGAGAACGGCAAAGUAGAUGCUUUGAGAGUAUUUCUUCCGUUGAACUCUGAUGGUUCUGUGGCUGUAGAUAUCUCUUAUGACCCAUCUUAUUUAAGUUUUCUUGGGAUCUGUUCGGAACCUAAACCUAUGAUAACCUGGGAUUUAAUCAUGCACACUGGUGAUUAUAGUCAGAGAGGGUUGUCCAACGGCUCAAGGGAUCUGACGGAAGAGAAAAUCAAGCAAAAUGAUAAUUGUAGUCCUAGAGGGUUGUCCAAUGGCUCAAGGGAUUUGAAAGAAGAAAAAAUCAAGCACAAUGAUAAUUGUAGUCCUACAGGGUUGCCCAACAUACAAAUAAUCGAGCCCAAUGAUGAUUAUAGUCGUAGAGGGUUGCUCAAUUGGUCAUCCAAUAGAAGCAUUGUUGAGCCCUCUGUUCGAUUCAGAACUGGUUUGCUACUGAUAGCCGCACUGACCGCAGCAACAACCUUCCAAGUACCUUUUCACUUCCUUGGCAGCACUUCCAAAGAGGGCUAUGAACAACAUUCAAUCAUGCGUAGCUUGAUCAUCUUGUGUAAUUCCCUGGUGUUCAUUGCAUCAAUGGGUGUUAUUACAUACCUCCUGCAUGAAUUCCCACUAAAGCCAUUGCCUCAUAGCUUAAUUUUGGCACUAUUUGGUUGUUAUAUGCUCUCAUUAAAUGCAAUCAUACCGAAUGGAGCUCUGGCGCUGUUCUUCAUAUCAAUUCCCAUUUUGUUGGUUGGCAUCUGCAGGGAAGCUUUAUGGCUUUUCAAACCAAAGACUCACUUGAGCACGUCAGGUGAUGUUAGUUCUUGUUGAUCAUGUUUUCUUUGGGUUGAAACAUCUGGUGCUUCAACUUAAGUUACGUGUUGAAUCAUUAAAUAAAUUAAAAAUAUACAUACAUAUAUAUAUAUAUAUGUACAUGUAUGUGUGCAAUAAUGGCAAUACAGGCAGUGGAGCGACCCAUAUGUUUUCCUCGUGGUUUGUUUUGCUUGCCUUUUGUUGGGUAUUGGCAGGAAAACUGUAGUGCGUAUGUGCACCUUUGCUUGGAGUUAGGUCUAUUCUUAAUUUCUAGUAAUGCAUAAUGUACAACUUUAAGCUUCUUGAA
Camellia sinensis is the source of this 1822-nucleotide messenger RNA. RefSeq lists its product as uncharacterized. Gene Ontology annotation, molecular function: protein binding. The record is from RefSeq and is a predicted model, not a curated record. Gene Ontology annotation, cellular component: plasma membrane. Lineage: Eukaryota; Viridiplantae; Streptophyta; Magnoliopsida; Ericales; Theaceae.